ACAAACAAAAUGGCUUCCAGAUCAGAGGAGGAUCUCUGGUGUCCAGUCUGCCAUGACGUCUUUAGAGAUCCUGUUGUUCUGUCAUGUAGCCACAGCUUCUGUAAAGACUGUCUGCAGAAAUGGUGGACGAGGAAACCAACACAGGAGUGUCCAGUUUGUAAGAAAAGAUCUUUGUUUGAACCACCUUGUAACCUGGUGUUAAAGAACCUGUGUGAGGCCUUCUUACUGGAGACAGAUCAGCGAGCUUCAGAGGCUCCCUGCAGUCUGAACUCUGACAAACACAACCUCUUCUGUCUGGACCAUCAACAGCCAGCAUGUCUGGUCUACAGAGAUUCAGAAAAGCCCUCCAACCACAGAUUCAGACCCAUCGAUAAAGCUGCACGACAACACAGGAAGAAACUUCAGGAAACUCUGGAGCCCGUAAAGGACAAGCUGCAGCUUUUCAAAGAAGUUAAAGUGAAUUGUGAUCAAACAGCUGAACACAUGAAGGCCCAGGCCUGACGCACAGAGAGGCAGAUUAAGGA
Sander lucioperca (pikeperch) is the source of this 524-nucleotide messenger RNA. RefSeq names its product tripartite motif-containing protein 35-like. The coding region runs from base 10 to 501 and encodes 163 amino acids. The transcript has 2 exons. NCBI's taxonomy places the organism in Eukaryota, Metazoa, Chordata, Actinopteri, Perciformes, Percidae. The record is from RefSeq and is a predicted model, not a curated record.